GGGCUCCAGUGAGUGUCCCUGCACUGCUCUGAAACUUCGUAGUCCCUCCCAGGCCGGCACCCCACGACUCUCAGGCCUGCGCACGCGAGCCGCCGAGGAUCCAGAACAGACCUCGCGGGCCCAUCCUCCCGUGCGUCCUUCUUUGCACAAACAUCUCGGAUAGUACCUCCAAUCUCUGUGUACUGCACACCCACUCUACCCCUUCUUUCCGGCAUCGCAGGACACGAAAACUGUCCUUGGGCCAUGUCACAGAAUGAACACUGUCAGGACUCCGGUGAAUACUUCUCAGCCGGCACUCAGGGAUACUUCAAGAACAACAUGGAGGAUAACCUUGAAGUCCGGGAAGACAGCCUAGGGGAUGAGGUCUUUGACACCGUCAACUCCUCCAUUGUGUCUGGCGAGAGCAUCCGGUUUUUUGUCAAUGUCAACCUUGAAGUGCAGCCCUCCAAAUCUGACUUAGAAGCUGCAACGGGUGGCUGCGUGCUCUUACACACCUCUCGCAAGUAUCUGAAAUUGAAGAACUUUGAGGAAGAGGUCCGUGCACACCGGGACCUGGAUGGCUUCCUGGCCCAGGCCAGCAUCAUCCUGAAUGAGACAGCUACCUCACUGGAUGAUGUCCUCCGAACUAUGCUAAACCGCUUUGCCCUGGACCCUAACCACGCAGAACCUGACUGUGACCUGGACCUGCUCAUGGCUAAGCUCUUUACAGAUGCUGGAGCCCCUAUGGAGAGCAAGGUCCACCUGCUGUCAGAUACCAUCCAGGGAGUCACUGCCACUGUCCGAGGGGUGCAGUACGAGCAGUCUUGGCUCUGCAUCAUCUGUACCAUGAAGACCCUACAGAAACGGCAUGUGUGCAUCAGCCGCCUGGUUCGACCACAGAACUGGGGGGAGAACUCCUGUGAGGUUCGCUUUGUCAUCCUGGUGCUGGCCCCACCCAAGAUGAAAAGCACCAAGACUGCAAUGGAGGUGGCACGCACCUUUGCCACCAUGUUCUCAGACAUCACCUUCCGCCAGAAGCUCCUGAAGACUCGCACAGAGGAAGAAUUCAAGGAGGCUCUGGUGCAUCAGAGACAGCUGCUCACCAUGAUGAUGCCAAGAGCCGCAGGGCACAGCAUGAGCUCCCUCCAUACUCACAGACACCCUCAGCCCCCGAAAUGCAAGGACUUUUUCCCUUUUGGAAAGGGCAUCUGGAUGGAUAUCAUGCGCAGGUUUCCUGUGUACCCAAUGGACUUCACUGAUGGCAUCAUUGGGAAAAGCAAGAGCGUGGGCAAAUAUGUCACCACCACACUCUUCCUCUACUUCGCCUGCCUCCUACCGACCAUUGCUUUUGGAUCCCUCAACGAUGAGAACACAAACGGGGCCAUCGGUAAGGGGCUGGGGGUGGUAGGGAUGUGCCAGGUAGGACUCUGGGCAGUGAUGACCUCUGACCUUACCACCUCUGCAGAUGUGCAGAAGACCAUAGCUGGACAGAGCAUCGGAGGCCUCUUGUAUGCACUGUUCUCUGGGCAGCCCCUGGUGAUACUGUUGACAACCGCACCCCUGGCCAUCUACACCCAGGUGAUUCGAGUCAUCUGUGAUGACUACAAUCUGGACUUCAACGCCUUCUAUGCAUGGACGGGCCUGUGGAACAGUUUCUUCCUUGCACUUUAUGCCUUCCUCAACCUCAGCCUGCUUAUGAAUCUCUUUAAGAGGUCUACAGAGGAAAUCAUUGCUCUGUUCAUUUCCAUCACGUUUGUGCUGGAUGCUGUCAAGGGCAUGGUCAAAAUCUUCGGGAAGUACUACUAUGGUCACCACUACCACACAAAAAGGACUUCCUCCUUGGUGAGCCUGUUGGGCAUUGGCAGAAGCCCCAACAGCAGUCUCCACACUGCACUCAACGCCAGCCUCUUGGCCAGCCCCGUAGAGAUGGCCACAACCAGCAGCCCCGGCAGCACACACUCGGGCCAGGCUACAGCGGUGCUCAGCCUCCUCAUCAUGUUGGGCACACUCUGGCUAGGCUACACCCUCUACCAGUUCAAGAAAAGCCCCUACCUGCACCCAUGUGUGCGUGAGACCCUGUCUGACUGUGCCCUGCCCAUCGCCGUGCUCUCCUUCUCCCUCAUCGGCUCCUAUGGCUUCCAGGAAAUUGAGAUGAGCAAGUUCCGGUAUAACCCCAGCGAGAGCCUUUUUGAGGUGGCACAGAUCCACUCUCUGUCCUUCAAGGCCAUCGGCAGUGCCAUGGGUCUUGGUUUCCUGCUCUCCUUGCUUUUCUUCAUUGAGCAGAACCUGGUGGCGGCCCUGGUCAAUGCACCAGAGAACAGGCUGGUGAAGGGCACUGCCUAUCACUGGGAUCUCCUGCUACUUGCCAUCAUCAAUACGGGGCUGUCUCUGUUUGGGCUACCCUGGAUCCACGCCGCCUAUCCCCACUCCCCUCUGCAUGUGCGGGCACUGGCCUUAGUGGAGGAACGCGUGGAGAAUGGGCACAUUUAUGAAACGAUUGUGGAUGUUAAGGAGACUCGGCUGACGGCGCUGGGUGCCAGUGUCCUGGUGGGCCUGUCCUUGCUGCUGCUGCCAUUCCCUCUGCAGUGGAUCCCCAAGCCUGUGCUGUAUGGGCUCUUUCUGUACAUUGCACUGACCUCCCUGGACGGCAACCAGCUCUUCUCGCGUGUGGCCCUGCUGCUCAAGGAGCAGACAUCAUACCCACCCACACACUACAUCCGGAGAGUGCCCCAAAGGAAGAUCCACUACUUCACAGGCCUGCAGAUCCUGCAGCUGCUACUGCUCUGUGCCUUCGGCAUGAGCUCCCUGCCCUACAUGAAGAUGGUCUUUCCCCUCAUCAUGAUUGCCAUGAUUCCAAUCCGCUACAAUCUGCUACCCCGAAUCAUUGAGGCCAAGUACUUGGAUGUCAUGGAUGCUGAGCAUAGGCCCUGACCUGCGCCACCCCCCCCCCCAUUCUUCAGGCCUGCUCUGUGGCAACAUAUGGGGAGGUAUGAGCUGGCUGUGGCUCUGGCCCAUCCUCAUUGCUGUCUUAUAGCCUAAAGGCCCUUGGCACUGUGGUUUUCAAAGGUGUGUGCUCACUCCUCACCCUGUUAACAUUCAGUUUGGGGUCAGAAACACUGUCGGGUGGGGCUAAGAAGAGUGGAUAUUCUUUUGAUAAAAGAGUUGAUGCCCAGGAGAGAGCCCAUUUCCUUGAUUGUAUAAGGAACUCAGUUGUGCACAUUAGUGAAUAAAAGUCUUGUUUCUAUGCUUUCACAUGCA
This is a messenger RNA of Mus musculus (house mouse), 3237 nucleotides long. RefSeq names its product solute carrier family 4, sodium bicarbonate transporter-like, member 11 (gene Slc4a11). The transcript has 20 exons. Gene Ontology annotation, molecular function: borate efflux transmembrane transporter activity; sodium channel activity; bicarbonate transmembrane transporter activity. Bases 244 to 2910 code for a protein of 888 amino acids. Gene Ontology annotation, biological process: cellular hypotonic response; intracellular monoatomic cation homeostasis; sodium ion transport. NCBI's taxonomy places the organism in Eukaryota, Metazoa, Chordata, Mammalia, Rodentia, Muridae. The record is from RefSeq and is a predicted model, not a curated record. Gene Ontology annotation, cellular component: membrane; basolateral plasma membrane; apical plasma membrane.